Molecule: messenger RNA, 1404 nt
Organism: Parascedosporium putredinis
Lineage: Eukaryota; Fungi; Ascomycota; Sordariomycetes; Microascales; Microascaceae
Source: the annotation of a GenBank genome assembly
AUGCACGACAAGCGUCCACGCUUUUCGUAUCACCACCCGCUCCCUCUUCCCAACAGCAACGAUCACGACCUAGAUCUUCUAUAUAUCCGUCCAAACACCAGUAUCUACAUCCGAGGGCUUCACACGACCCUACUAGUCCAUCAGUAUCAUAUCCCGGCCGUCAGCCGAGUUGACAGGCGAGAUAGAAAGGGGGGUCUGACGGCGGCCGGGAAUGGGGCCAAGGACAAGCAAGAUAGCCACUUAGAGGUCACACAGCACGCCGCCCUCUACAUGGCAGGACGCAAACUCCGGACCAUGGAGGACUCUACUGGGCAUUUUAGCAAUCGCUUCUAUCAUACCGGAAGAAAAUUUCACGGGUCGGUCAAGGUAUUGAACCCCACGACUGCAUAUUUCCCCAUUCUCCCAAAAGAGGGAGAGGAAGGAUAUGGUCGCCCCCAGGAUCAGCCGGCGACCGCGUGGCAUGUCUGGCGGAGCCGGGAUAAUAGAAAAGGGAGACACGCUGCGGUCGUGAACAAGGACCAUCUCGAGUCGGGAGCGGUGGGGCCGCUUCAACCGACCAAUACCUGGAAAGGUGUAGUGAGAGGCAUUUGGAAGAUGCUGGUGAAGUAUCCGGUCUGGGACGUAUCGUAUGAUGUCGCCAUCGUAUUCACUUUGGGUUCCAUCAUCUGGUGCUUCAACGGUUUCUUUGUUUGGCUUCCCCUCGAAGCGCCCUCCUCGGAGUUUAAGAAUGAAGUCCUCUGGGGAGGGGGGAUCACGGGUUUUGUCGGCGCAACCGUCUUUGAGAUCGGAUCGGUCCUUCUCAUGCUAGAGGCCGUCAACGAGAACCGCACUGAUUGCUUCGGCUGGGCACUCGAGCGUUCAAUCGAAGGCGAGGGCCUGCAUCUCUUGCCCAAGCCUAGGCAAACUUGUGCGCAUCACCACCACAUCAAGCACUCCUUCCUCAAGCCGAUUUUGGGGCGCGACCAUUUUUGGAUCGCCGGUAUCUGCGGCCUACCGCCUAUCUACGAGAAACUUCACGGCCCGUCGCUGAACGGCGCUUAUUGGGCACCCCAGGUGGUCGGCGGGAGUGGAUUCAUAAUAUCGAGCUGGCUUUUCAUGCUGGAGGUUCAGAAGAAGUGGUAUCUUCCCAACCUCACCUCUCUCGGCUGGCACAUGGGGUUCUGGAAUCUCGUUGGGGCGAUUGGCUUCACUUUAUGCGGUGCGCUUGGCUUCGCCGGCCAGAAAACAAAUAUCGAGUACGCCGGCACGCUCUCAACCUUUAUCGGUUCUUGGGCCUUCUUGAUUGGAAGCCUUGUGCAGUGGUAUGAAUCCCUAAGCAAGUACCCGAUCGUCGCGGUGAAGAAGAGCACGUUUGUAGAGGGCUCCCAGCCGGCGGUCUCCAAAUCAAAAGAGUUGAGCAACUAG